Limulus polyphemus (Atlantic horseshoe crab) is the source of this 1313-nucleotide messenger RNA. RefSeq names its product homeobox protein Meis2-like. The transcript has 8 exons. Gene Ontology annotation, biological process: positive regulation of cell population proliferation; embryonic pattern specification; eye development. Gene Ontology annotation, molecular function: DNA-binding transcription activator activity, RNA polymerase II-specific; RNA polymerase II cis-regulatory region sequence-specific DNA binding. The annotation marks the transcript as partial. Lineage: Eukaryota; Metazoa; Arthropoda; Merostomata; Xiphosura; Limulidae. The record is from RefSeq and is a predicted model, not a curated record.
CGACCCCCUUCUCAUUCCCUUAAUUCUUACGGUGGCGGCAUGGAAGAAGCUCGGUCGCCAGUCGGCUCAACAGGUACUCCCGGGCCGCUAUCACAGCAGCCAGCUUCGCACCUCAGCAUAGACAACAACAGUGAAACCGGUGAUACUUGCAUGGGAUCCGGAGACGGAACUGGUGAGGAAGAGGAUGAUGAGCGAGAAAAGAAAAGACAAAAGAAAAGAGGAAUAUUCCCCAAAGUCGCCACCAACAUAAUGAGGGCGUGGUUGUUCCAACAUCUCUCUCAUCCUUACCCAUCUGAAGACCAGAAGAAACAACUGGCUCAGGAUACUGGAUUGACAAUUCUGCAGGUUAAUAACUGGUUUCUUAACGCUAGAAACCGGGUUUUGAUACCCGUGGUGGAACAAACCAACAGUUCUGGAGGAACUAUAAGCACUCCUAGUUCAGCUUACAGUCCAGACGGCGCUGGCAUGGGAUACAUGAUGGAUGGAAGUCAACAGAUGCACAUGAGACCUCCAGGUAUGCAAAAUUUGUCGUGUACAGAACCAACUAUGGGCAUGGGUCACAUGGGCGGUAUGAUGGGCUAUUCUCAAAUGUCUCAGCUGAGAUCUUCGGUCCAUUCCCAAUCCAUGCUGCUGCCGGGUCACCCACACCCUAUGAUGAUGGCGCAUGCGCCGAUGGGACACCCAGGGUUGCCUCCACAGACGUCUCCGUAUGAUGCUACAGGACAACACAUUAUGGAUUUACAUGCAACUUAAUUUUUUUCUUUGUGACCUAUCACUCGAGAAUUAAGAGAAGGUUGUGCGUCAUGCAAACAGCAUACGCCUCCACUGACAGACAGCCCACUAAUUGGAAGUUUUAGUCGCACUUAUAAUAGAAAGUGUUUUGUUUUUUCUCAUUAUUUUAACCAUCUCUUCAAAUUACGGAACGUAAAAUCCGAAGAAAACAUUGUGGCGGCCAUUUUGGGCUCAUGAGGUAGUGGUAAGAUAAACAGUGAUUUAAAAACAGUUCGGUGGGUCUUAAUAACACAAAUUGCUAGUUUGUACGGAACUCUACAGGGUAGCACAACUUCAUGAUUUAAUUUGUCAUGUUCGAAGGAUUAAUUAUUCACUGCACACUUUAUCCACAUUUUACUCAUGGCAUAAUUGCUUGGACUCGAGUGUUAUCUUAUUCGAUGUAGGAGUGUAAGUAUGAAUGUAUGACAGAUUAUGUUCAAUUUAAUAUAAAAUCAGUUUAAAUAUGAUGUUUAGUGUUCACCAAGAUGUAUGUAUAAUGUGUUGGUUUAUUGCUCAUUAAAAAGAAGUAGACGUCUCAUUCA